Maniola jurtina (meadow brown) is the source of this 895-nucleotide messenger RNA. RefSeq lists its product as uncharacterized. The record is from RefSeq and is a predicted model, not a curated record. Gene Ontology annotation, biological process: apoptotic process. NCBI's taxonomy places the organism in Eukaryota, Metazoa, Arthropoda, Insecta, Lepidoptera, Nymphalidae. Gene Ontology annotation, cellular component: mitochondrion. The transcript is spliced from 4 exons. Bases 132 to 806 code for a protein of 224 amino acids.
GACUUUUCUUCUUGACUCUUGUAUUCUUUAUCUUUUUCUUCAUAAAAUAAAAUUAGAAAAGUGAGGUUAUAAAAUUUAUUAUGGAUUUAUUGAUCAAAAAUUAAUUAAUUUUCCGCACAAGGCAAGCCGAGAUGUUCAGAAAUAAGUUAUUUCGUAUUUUUAGAAAUGCUUGUCGCUUAAACAGCAGAGAAGUCGUUGUAAAAAUACGAAAUAUAGCACCUGUUACAUUGGGAUUAAUAACCACUGUUUCUUGCGAAGAAAUAACACACAAAGUUGGUUUAAAUUGGGAUCCAGAUAGUCUGGAACAUGAGUUUUUAAUCCGACAAGCCACAACCGUGAGUGUAAAUGCGGCCACGCAACUUCUUACUGUAACAUUAGUGGCUGUCCAAGACACUAGCGAAAGGUUACGGGAAGCCUUGGCUAAAGAAAUAUGCCUGGUUAAGCAAGCACUUGAGUGGGGAGACAAUGGCACUCCUCCACACCACUGGGACCAGUUAGUAGCAGUCAGAGGUUCUCUGUGUGACCUUAACCACAAUUUAAGGACACUUUUUAGUUACAUGGAUUAUGCUGAAAAGCUAGCCACCACAGCAGCUGAAAUAUCAUAUCUGUCUGGAAAUAUAGCUGCCUCUGAUGCCAUAUGUGAAAGGAUUGACCAUGCAUGCAGGGCGUGCAACGCUCAGAAGCAAUUAACUCACGAGCUGCAGCAAGAGAGCUUGGAGCUUCAGCAGCAGGCCAUUCUCAACGCGCCGCAUCUCGAGGAGAAACUGAAAGCGACAGAUGAUGUUAAGCAAACUAUUAUAAAAUAAAAAUAAAAUUACAGUUUAAGGUUUAAAUGAUAAAUUAUUGUAUAUAGCAGACGUGUGACUAAUAAAGAUCUUCAUUAAUUUAUGAGCUA